GCUCAGAGGCAGCAGAUGUCCAACAGCAGCUCCAUCAGCCAGUUCCUGCUCCUGCCCUUCGCAGACAGACGGGAGCUGCAGCUCCUGCACUUCGGGCUCUUCCUGGGCAUCUCCCUGGCUGCCCUCCUGGCCAACGGCCUCGUCAUCAGCGCCGUAGCCUGUGACCACCGCCUCCACACCCCCAUGUACUUCUUCCUCCUCAACCUCGCCCUCCUUGACCUUGGUUCCAUCUCCACCACUGUCCCCAAAGCCAUGGCCAAUUCUCUCUGGGGACACAGGAGCAUUUCCUACUUGGGCUGUGCUGUACAGCUCUUCCUCGUUAUCUUCUUCCUUGGUACAGAAUGUCCUCUUCUCACCAUCAUGUCCUACGACCGCUACGUUGCCAUCUGCAAACCCCUGCACUACGGGACCCUCCUGGGCAGCAGAGCUUGUGUCCACAUGGCAGCAGCUGCCUGGGCCAGUGGGUUUCUCUAUUCUCUCCUGCACACAGCCAAUACAUUUUCGCUGCCCCUCUGCCAGGGCAAUGCUGUGGGACAGUUCUUCUGUGAAAUCCCACAGAUCCUCAAGCUCUCCUGCUCACACACCUACCUCAGGGAGGCUGGGCUUCUUGUGGUUAGUGUCUGUUUAGUAUUUGUGUGUUUUAUGUUCAUUGUGGUGUCGUAUGUGCAGAUCUUCAGGGCUGUGCUGAGGAUCCCCUCUGAGCAGGGACGGCGCAAAGCCUUUUCCACGUGCAUCCCUCACCUGGCUGUGGUCUCCCUGUUUCUCGGCACAGGCAUGUUUGCCUACCUGAAGGCUCCAACCAUCUCCUGUCCAUCCCUGGAUCUGCUGGUGGCAGUUCUGUAUUCGGUGGUGCCUCCAGCAGUGAACCCCCUCAUCUACAGCCUGAGGAACCAGGAGAUGAAGAAUGUCUUGCGGAGAGCGUGUGAACACCUCAGAUUAAUAAGGUUCCCAUGA
Colius striatus (speckled mousebird) is the source of this 954-nucleotide messenger RNA. RefSeq names its product olfactory receptor 14J1-like. The transcript has a single exon. Gene Ontology annotation, molecular function: G protein-coupled receptor activity; olfactory receptor activity. Gene Ontology annotation, biological process: G protein-coupled receptor signaling pathway. Bases 16 to 954 code for a protein of 312 amino acids. NCBI's taxonomy places the organism in Eukaryota, Metazoa, Chordata, Aves, Coliiformes, Coliidae. The record is from RefSeq and is a predicted model, not a curated record. Gene Ontology annotation, cellular component: membrane.